AAUUAAUACAUAUUUAUUAAAUAGUCAAAUCAGAAUACUCAAAUUAUACGUCUGGGAUGACAUACGUCAUUGGCUUGACCUCUGGAUAGAAAGCUCGUAUCUUGGUUUUUCUCGCUCCUCGCUCCUUGUGGUUGUGGCCCAUCAAUUGCAAGUCAAUUGCAAGUCAAGUCGACGAUCAUCCAUUAUUUUGUUGUCCACCACCUGAAAGCUAGCUAGUAUUAAUAGUACAUUUACCUGAAGCUUAAUAAGAAUAAAACAAAGAUGAAGUUCCUUGGUGCUCUCUCCCUGCUUGUGGCUUCUGCCAGUGCGUUUAGUCCCGCGGCCUUUACUCCCCGCAGUUCCAGUUCCAGUUCCAGCGCUUUGAAGCAAGCUGCGUUUACGGACGCCGAGAAGCAAGUGAUUCUGGACAAGGUCGCCAAGAUCUUCGAAGACACGCCUUCACAAGAAUUCACUCCGUAUGUCGGCAACAUCGAAGCUACGUUCCCCGGCGCCUUGGACAAUCUGAGCUUGGAAAACAAGGUUGUCUCCAUCUUGGCUGAAAAGGGCUUCACGGCUGACAACACGCUCUUGGCCACUUCGCUCUGCUGCGACGAAUUGGCGCGUCGAUUGGAAGACGACUUUGUCAAAAUAUACGGAAACAACUUCAACUUGGGAGGACUCAGUGGAUUCCCCUUUGCUGGAAACACUGGAUUUGGCGCCAUGGCCGCGCACAUUCCCGAUGAUGGAUCUUGUCUCAUCAUCUACGGACCUCACGUUGGCAUCUCCAAGUCCGGAGAAGUUGGAAAGGUCGAACGUGUGGGAAUUGAACUCGUCGACAACUGCUGUGGUUCCGCCAUUGCUGCCUCCAACUACCUCAAGGGAAUCACUGACGGUGGUGCCGUCAUCAAGACUGCCAUUCAACAGUUCACCGACUUCCAGCAAGGGGCCGUACAAGAACUCAUCUUGCCACACGGAAAGCGUCUCUCGGAUGCCGGUGACGACCGAAUGAAGGAACUCCCAUACGCACUCUACGACAGUCAAGACAUGCUCAUGCAAGACAUUGUCAAAGGAGGAGCUGCCGGUGGAAAGAAAAACGGAUUCGCCGUCUUGGGAGGAAUCCAAAUCAACACUGCUCCUGAUACUCUUGACUACUUCCAUCCUCUUCGAUUCGACCUAGUCAACACAGACGGUGAAGUCAUUGAAGACUUGCUUCCCAAGCUAUCCGAGUAAGUGAUACAAUCAUACACUAUCAUAGUGUAGUGCUAGUGCUAGUCGGUCAGUCAGGCAGUCAAAACGGAAUGCAUGAAAGUGCAUGAUUCGAUUUGGAAAAUGAUGAUCAAUUAUUGAUGUCCGUGCGUACAACCCCACCAAUCGGAACGUACGUACCCCGCACAAAACCAGCAAUUCUUUUAAAGCUCUAUUACCUAGAUCAUAUCACGUCUAUUCCUACAUGUCAUGUACGACCAACUCAAUUUCA
Messenger RNA from Seminavis robusta, 1456 nucleotides. NCBI's taxonomy places the organism in Eukaryota, Bacillariophyta, Bacillariophyceae, Naviculales, Naviculaceae. The record is from the annotation of a GenBank genome assembly.